GCGCUCAGGAGCAGCGGCGGCGGCGGCGUGGGCGGAGAGGCGGCUUCAGAGGCUAAAGGUCCUCAGAGCGAGUAGCGGCGGUGGCAGCAGCAGCAGCAGCAGCAGCAGGAGGAGCAGCGGCCGCGGGAGCCUUCGCUUUGUCGCCAAGAUGCCGGCUGUGUCGAAGGGGGACGGGAUGCGCGGGCUGGCCGUCUUCAUCUCCGACAUCAGGAACUGUAAAAGCAAAGAAGCUGAGAUAAAAAGAAUAAACAAAGAAUUGGCAAACAUUCGGUCAAAGUUUAAAGGUGAUAAAGCCCUUGAUGGCUACAGUAAGAAAAAGUACGUCUGCAAGCUGCUUUUCAUCUUCCUCCUGGGGCAUGAUAUUGAUUUUGGCCACAUGGAGGCUGUGAAUCUCCUGAGUUCGAACAAAUACACAGAGAAGCAAAUAGGCUAUCUGUUCAUCUCCGUGCUUGUGAAUUCAAACAGCGAGCUGAUCCGCCUGAUCAAUAACGCAAUCAAGAACGACUUGGCCAGCCGCAACCCCACUUUCAUGGGACUUGCUCUGCACUGCAUCGCCAAUGUGGGCAGCAGAGAGAUGGCGGAAGCAUUUGCUGGAGAAAUUCCAAAAAUACUUGUAGCUGGAGACACCAUGGACAGUGUGAAACAGAGUGCAGCCCUGUGCUUGCUAAGAUUAUACAGGACUUCUCCUGACCUGGUUCCUAUGGGAGACUGGACCUCCAGAGUUGUGCACCUUCUCAACGACCAGCAUCUGGGUGUGGUUACUGCUGCUACAAGUUUGAUCACCACUCUGGCACAAAAGAAUCCAGAUGAAUUUAAAACCUCCGUGUCUCUGGCUGUCUCCAGACUCAGCAGGAUUGUGACGUCUGCAUCGACUGAUCUUCAGGAUUAUACCUAUUACUUUGUCCCAGCGCCGUGGUUAUCUGUGAAGCUUCUAAGGCUGCUGCAGUGCUACCCACCCCCAGAAGAUCCUUCAGCAAGAGGUCGUCUCACCGAGUGUCUGGAAACUAUUCUUAACAAAGCUCAAGAGCCUCCAAAAUCCAAGAAAGUACAGCAUUCAAAUGCGAAGAAUGCAGUGCUAUUUGAGGCAAUUAGUUUAAUUAUCCACCAUGAUAGUGAGCCAAACCUGCUUGUCCGUGCCUGUAAUCAGUUAGGCCAGUUCUUGCAGCACCGGGAAACUAAUCUUCGGUACCUAGCACUGGAAAGCAUGUGCACGCUUGCAAGCUCUGAGUUUUCACACGAGGCCGUGAAAACGCACAUAGAAACAGUUAUCAAUGCACUGAAGACAGAGAGGGAUGUAAGUGUGCGACAAAGAGCGGUGGACCUCCUGUAUGCCAUGUGUGACCGAAGCAACGCCCAGCAAAUUGUAGCUGAAAUGCUGAAUUACCUGGAAACAGCUGAUUAUUCUAUUAGAGAAGAAAUUGUGCUGAAGGUUGCGAUUUUAGCUGAGAAAUAUGCCGUGGACUACACUUGGUAUGUGGACACCAUCUUGAAUUUGAUUCGAAUCGCUGGAGACUAUGUCAGUGAAGAGGUGUGGUACAGAGUCAUCCAGAUUGUAAUUAACAGAGAUGAUGUGCAAGGGUAUGCAGCAAAGACAGUCUUUGAGGCGCUUCAAGCACCGGCCUGCCAUGAGAACCUGGUAAAAGUAGGUGGCUACAUCUUGGGAGAGUUUGGAAAUCUGAUUGCUGGGGAUCCAAGAUCUAGCCCUUUGAUCCAGUUCAACCUGCUGCACUCAAAGUUCCAUCUAUGCAGUGUUCCAACCAGAGCGCUACUUCUGUCUACGUACAUAAAAUUUGUGAAUUUAUUUCCUGAGAUAAAAACAACUAUUCAGGAUGUGCUGCGCAGUGAUAGCCAACUGAAAAAUGCUGAUGUUGAGCUGCAGCAAAGAGCUGUUGAGUACUUGAGACUCAGUACAAUUGCAAGUACUGACAUCUUGGCAACGGUGCUGGAAGAAAUGCCCCCAUUUCCAGAGAGAGAGUCCUCCAUUCUGGCUAAGCUCAAGAAGAAAAAGGGCCCCAACACAGUUACUGACUUGGAAGAGACAAAGAAAGAGAGAAACUCUGAUGUGAAUGGGAGCACAGAAGCUACUCUUGUAAAUGCCAGCACAGUGUCUACUCCAUCUCCUUCAGCAGACCUUUUAGGACUUGGCACAGCCCCCACGACAAACUCUGUUCCAGCCCCAGCAUCUAGUGGCAGUUUGUUGGUAGAUGUGUUUUCGGACACCUCUGCAGCUCCCGCAUCUCUAGCUCCAGGUUCUGAAGAUAACUUUGCAAGUCCUGAUCUAUCUUCAAAUGAGCAGGUGGUUUCUGAGGAACCAGCUGAUGCUGUGCAUGAUGCUGAUGAGCUUUUUCACACGUUUGUUUGCAAAAAUAAUGGAGUCUUAUUUGAGAAUCAGUUGCUACAGAUUGGUUUGAAAUCUGAAUUUCGGCAGAACUUGGGUCGGAUGUUCAUAUUUUAUGGGAACAAGACUUCAACACAAUUUUUGAAUUUUACUCCAGCGCUAAUCUGUUCAGAUGAACUCCAGGCUAGCCUGAAUUUGCAGACGAAACCAGUUGAUCCCACUGUGGAGGGAGGUGCUCAGGUGCAGCAGAUAGUAAACAUUGAGUGCAUAUCGGACUUCAUGGAAGCACCAGCCCUAAAUAUUCAGUUCAGAUAUGGAGGAACGUUGCAAAACAUUUCUGUGAAGCUUCCCAUCACACUGAACAAAUUUUUCCAGCCUACAGAAAUGGCCGCUCAAGACUUCUUCCAGAGGUGGAAGCAGCUAAGCAGCCCUCAACAGGAAGUGCAGAACAUCUUUAAAGCAAACCAUCCAAUGGAUACCGAAAUUACAAAGGCAAAGAUUAUUGGCUUUGGCACAGCGUUACUGGAAGAAGUAGAUCCCAAUCCUGCUAACUUUGUCGGAGCCGGCAUAAUCCACACAAAAUCAUUCCAGAUUGGAUGUUUGAUGCGUCUUGAACCCAACCUGCAGGCACAGAUGUACAGAUUAACACUACGGACAAGUAAAGAAACGGUGUCCCGAAGGUUAUGUGAAUUACUUUCGGAACAGUUCUGAGCCAUAAUGUGCAACCCCUUCUGAUUCUCCAUUUCUGCCAUUGUCCAUGUCCUGCUCCAAAAAUGUUUUGUACACCAGUGUCUGCAAAAAUAAUUGCCACCCCAUUCACAUCCCUGCCUUAAAGGACCUGUCCCUUUUUAUGUGAAACAAAUGAUAUGUGCAACAUAAAAUUACUUAAAUGUGAAAAAAAAUAAAAUGACUCUUAGAUUUUUGGUGCAAAGAAGCUGGGAGGUCUUGUAUGUGUGUGGGAGGUCUUGUGUGUCUCAACUCAACUGUGCUUCAUAUAUUUUUGGCAGGAGUUGUUUUAUUAAAAAUCACUUCAGGUAUGGUUAAUCCCAACUAAAUGAAACAGUUUCGCUGGAAAUGCCACUGUAAAUUGCUAGAGGCAUGCUAGAAGAAGGAAAAAAAGGUAUGAAAGAGAAGUUGGUGUGCAGAGAGGGCUAGAUUCCAUUCCUGCUCUAUUGAAUGUUACCCCAUGUCCUUUUUAAAGGAUCUAGAUACAUCUGAAGAUGGCUAUAAGUAUUUGCUCUGUAAAGAACAUUUGGAGGCAUAAGCACAUAUUCUGAUUCAUAUUUUAAUAUCCUCAAAUGACUUCCUUUAAAUCCCAGGCCUCCACUUUUCUCCAAGUUCUGAACUACCAAAGAGUUAUCGUCAUGAUAAAUGCUUAAGUAAGAAAACCACAUUGGGUUCUUGGGUACAACAUGUUGUUGUUGUUUUUUCCAAAGCUCUGGUUGAUCAUCUAAACAUCAGUACACUUUGACUUUAAAUUAAGAAAUCACUUGAAGUAUUCUUUUACCUAAGACUUUCCAAGCAACCCAAGGCAUUGGUAUUCCUGCCCCCCCGCACUUUCCAGUUUAACAAAAAAAAAAAAA
Podarcis muralis (Common wall lizard) is the source of this 3921-nucleotide messenger RNA. The record is from RefSeq and is a predicted model, not a curated record. Lineage: Eukaryota; Metazoa; Chordata; Lepidosauria; Squamata; Lacertidae.